UGGUGGGACGGUCUCGUGUCUCACAUGCCCGAGAAACAAGCGCGCCUCCAGCAUUCAGUGCGCGCGGCUCGAGACAGCAGUAGCUCCGCUCGGGAUCUCAUGUGGGAAAUAAAAGACGCUUUUAUACGCGGAUACGGAUUAAACUGUAAAGGGUUCCAGGUAUAGAAGGAGAAGGACACGACCUUUAAACUCUGAAGUGUCCCGGUGCCAGCUGGACAGGUCAACCCAACCGUAACGCCACAGGACAAUAGCAGCGAACCCGGAGACCUGAGACAGAUAUCGAAAAGCAAAUAGUCAAGCACAUAAGCUUCAGAAAAGCUUCUUGGGAAAAAAACAACAAGGAAAAAGCCUUUCAAAUUUCGAAGGAACGUUGCAAGAAAGAAAAAGGAAAAUCGAAUCGAGAGCAAAUAUACUGACUGCUGUUUGUGCCACUCUGUGGUGAAGAAAACAUCUCAUUUGGGAGAGAUUCUGGAUUACAAGAAAAGGAUUUCCCUAUAUAGAAAUGCUUGUUUGAAAACUGGUGACCACGAGUUACAAAUUAUAGCGAAGUCAAGCAGUUAACGUUGUCACUUAAACCUCCCAGACUGACACCUCAAUGUAUAAAUGUCUACAUGUUUAGGGAUCCUAUAAAUGGAUCCCUAAAAAUUCCCAUCGUCUAUAUCCUGCUAUGAUUCAGAAAGCUAAACCCUCAUAAAGCAACCGUUAGAUUUCUUUAACCAAGGCAUCUCUUUUGUACUUUACAUUUUUGUACUUUUUGUUUGGAUGCGACUUCCCAAAAAUGAAACCCUUAACCCCAAUUGGUUCGCCCUCUCCUCUCCGGCUCCUAAACAAGGGCCCCGAUUACCUGCGCAGGCAGAUGGACGCUGGAUGCAGGGGUCGAUCCAUCAGUGCCGUUGAACGACUAGAGGCCGACAAAGCUAAAUAUGUAAAGAGUCAACAAGUCAUCAAUACCAAACAAGAGCCUGUUUUAGUACCCUGUGCCACCCCUCCACCCCUGCCCCGUCGCAACUUCACCGUGUCCACACCCUCCACACCCGUUCUUUCUCCAAGAAGACAAACACUUCCCUCCUCUUCAUCGCAGCUCUCGGAGGACGACUCUAGGAAAGAGAAUUUUCAGUCCGAAGCUGAUGUGGAAGCACGCGAUCGCAACAAUGCAAACAAGCCCCCCACUCCUUCCCAAAGAACCCCGAUCUCUAAGCCGUUAGUCGCCCCGCACAGCGCUCCGAUGAUGCGAAGGAGCACCGGCAAACGAAUGCUGCGUCCCGACUCGCUGGUCAUCUACAGACAGAAGAAAGAAUGUAAGAGCCCCGGCAGCGGUGGUGGAAACGUCAACAUGGAGGCGAGGGGCUACAGCUUCGUCCGAAGGCUCUUCCAGGGAUCGAUGCGUGAGAAAAACACAGCGCACGAAACGGCUCAAAAGAUGGUGAUAAACGAAGAGAAGGCUGCUUCUUCUCGCGAUGGUGACUCACGGAUGUCCUGGUCCAACGACAAAGACACCGACGGCGGUAAUGAGACCAGAAGAUCGAGCAGAUCUGAUCGAGAGUCCUCGACGCCUCAAAUCGACAACACGGGCUUUCUAGAUAAACAAACGAAGAACAGCGUGCAUAACAGUUUACGAAACACCGUGGGUAAUUGUAACAAAAACGACAUGGACCCGUGGAAACCGAUCGUUUCUCGAAUGAGGUCAGAUUUAAAACGUUCAAAGUCGGACUUGCGUCUACGCUGCUCCCUGGCUGUGUCCGAGCAGGAGCGCUUCUUUGACUUUUGCGGAUUGGACCUAGAUAUGGUGGAGAGACUCGGACCGGAUAACUUUCUAACGGGGGCCAGUUCAGUGGACACUCUCUCUUUGCUCCUGAGGAGCGUCGGAGGCGGAUCAGAACCCAGCGAGUUUUCUCGGCACUCCGGGGAAGGACUUUUUCAGGAGGAGCUCACCGAGCAGAUACCCACAGGUGUGUCUAUUAUCGAGAGAAACGCACGUGUCAUUAAGUGGCUCUACGGUUGCAAGAAUGCAGCAGUCCAGGAAGGACCCAAAGAGUCCACGGUUUGAGUAUCAUACUAAUAAAAAAAGACUUUUAUUCUUCACUGUCGCCUGGAGUAACUGAUACCGAAAACCACACUUAUGACUGUAUUUAUUUGUAUUUAAGAGAUUUGUUUAGCGUUCGAAACCAGUACGAACCUGAAGCAUGUUUCACAUGUGAGCAUGCAUAUUGACAUUAUUUACACUGUGUGGUAUUACUAGUGAUGUCAUUUCCUGUUUUUUGUACACGAGUACGUCCUGUUACUUCUGUUGACUUCAAGAACAUCUCGGCUUAUAAUUUCAAAAUGAAAACCACUAAGCUUUUCUCCGGGGCCGGGAUACUAAUGCAUGAGUGCCAAAUGAACCAUGUGUACCUCAUUUCCCAAAUGUCCUGAUUUAGUUUGUGUGUUGCCUUUUUCCUUUAACGCAGGCGUUGGAACGAACACACAGAGACCCCCGUGGGGAUAUAAAUGCACUGAAUUGGAGAGAAAACGAGAAUGUGAGAGAGAGAAAGAGCAAUGUAUACUGCUCAAAUAACUUAUUUUUAACAUCAAGUGUAUGUGAAUGAACAUGCUGGGCAUUAAUGGCAACCUGUUUGAUUAACUGUGCCAAAGAAAUGACUAUGUACUUAACACUGGCUGUGUACCAAACCCUUAUGACCCACAUCACUGUCUGUUGUCUACAUAGGCAGCUACCUUCUUAGGCAGCAUCCUUACUUUAUAGCUAUCAACUUUACCACCAUGUUGGAUUACAUUUUUGAGCUUGUUGUAAUGCAUUGGGAUUGUCUUAUCAGUAAAAGAUACAUGCAAUCUUGCAUUAGUUUGGGAUAUAACUAGGGAUGCACCGAUAGGAUUUUUUUGGGCCGAUUCCGAUUUAAACAGACAACUUCUGGCCGAUGCCGAUACCGAUAUUAAACACUUGUAUACAAUACUAUACAGUUGGUCUAUUAGCUAGUUUAUUUCUGCAUCAAAUUAUUUUUACUGAACAUGGAUUUGAUCUAAUUAACAUUCAACUGACCAACAUAAUAAGAGAGGCACAAAUUAAAACAAAUAUAAUAAGACAGCAUGACAACCUUCAAAGGUGGUUUUUGCUAUUCAGCAUUUAUUUUAUUAACAACAUUAACUCAUUUUUUUUUUUACAUAUAAUGGAUUUCUUUAUGCAGUUAAUUAAUAAACAAUCGGUAUCGGCCUGUCUCGUGCUAUUGCCGAUAUGCCGAUGGUUUCAAAUUCAUCAAAAAUCGGCCGAUAAAUAUCGGUGGCCGAUACAUCGGUGCAUCACUAGAUAUAACCAAAUAUUCAAAACUGAUGGGGAUACAGAUACAACUGUGAGAAUCGUUCACUGAAAAAUAAUGAAUAAUCUGAAAAUGUGAUGCUGUCUAGGUAGGUAGCUCACUAUGAAGGGGCACACUUUUAUUUUGUAUUCUACUGAGAGUUACAAUGUCAAAUCAUCAAAUUCAUUACAGUGUUACUGCUUAAAUACCGUAGGUUUUACUUUGGUGAUAAAUUUCUGUUGUCUGCACAACCCUCGUGAGGAUAAACAUAUUUUUAUGCAGUUGAGAGUUUGUGUGGCUAAACAUUCUUCAGUAAGCACUUGAUGAUCACGGUUUUGUGUUACACCCACAAAAGUAAAUAAAUUAGAGGAAGCCAAAGAGAACUGAUGGGGGUCACGCAAUCCCAAUGUAGGAGACGGUGAUCUGUUCUCAAACUUAAGGAGACGUCUGACUCUUCCUCCCAUCUAAACACAUUCAUCAGACACUGAUUCUCCUUUAAAUCCCUCUGACUGGAGACAUUAAUCAAUCUCUAUCUCUUACCACUCACGUCAGGUCACAUGACAACCCGCAAAGAUGUGGAACUGUGAUAUCUUUCCUACAUUACUAAGGUGAUUUGUGGGUUACCUUCAUCUCUCUCUUGCAUGUUUAGAUUUAAAUCCAAAGAGAAUCCAAAUAAAGUCAUAUUU
Misgurnus anguillicaudatus (oriental weatherfish) is the source of this 3973-nucleotide messenger RNA. It is a transcript of the gene fam110d, whose product is annotated as family with sequence similarity 110 member D. The record is from RefSeq and is a predicted model, not a curated record. NCBI's taxonomy places the organism in Eukaryota, Metazoa, Chordata, Actinopteri, Cypriniformes, Cobitidae.